Molecule: messenger RNA, 2365 nt
Organism: Enhydra lutris kenyoni (northern sea otter)
Lineage: Eukaryota; Metazoa; Chordata; Mammalia; Carnivora; Mustelidae
Product: coenzyme Q3, methyltransferase
Exons: 7
Coding region: 665-1768 (367 amino acids)
Biological process (GO): ubiquinone biosynthetic process
Molecular function (GO): 2-methoxy-6-polyprenyl-1,4-benzoquinol methyltransferase activity
Source: RefSeq, a predicted model, not a curated record
GUGCCUAUUGAAAAUGUACAAUGAUUUUUUUUCCUUUAAUCUUAAAAAUGUAUCAUUGCUCUUAUUCAAGGAAAGGCUUCUAUACAUUUAGAAGUAAAGUUAAUACCGCUUUAGUUUUCAGUGAAGUUUGUCUGGCUAGAGUCUUACUACAUAACGUAUGCCCUGCCCAGAAUAUUAUCAGGUCACUUGGAGAAACUGAAUUUUCAGUUUGGACUUCUAGCCCCCUGACAUUUGAGUUCCUUGAAAGGGGAAAAAAUUCUACCUUUAGGAAAGAAGUGCUUCCAUGCAUUUGUGAUUCUAAGGGUCAGUGGCAUACAGAAGUAUAAAUAUGGGAGACUUCUGUUAAAUAUUAAAUAAGAGUUACAUGAGAAUAAAAGCUCGUUUACAUAAUAUGAAGUGAGAGGAUCCAUGACUACGUUGGCCGUGAGGUUUGAGGUGGUCAUACCGAAAUAGGCUAUAAUAGACUUGAAGUUCUCUUAUAACAAACAUAGUUGCAUGCGCAGUUUGACGGGUGUUGAGCGUGAAGAGUGUAGUCCCACGCUAUUAACAGCCAUUAAUGCAGCCAUGAGUAGACUGGCUCCCGACAGUGUGAGAGUGGAUCUCGGAACCUUUCUGUUGGGGGUCUUUUGCUGGAGGGACCGGAAAGGAGGUGGAUCCUUUCACGAUGUGGGGAGGCCGGAAGCUGAGCUCCUGCGGGACUCGGUUUGUAGGAGGGCUUAGAUCUAGGUGUUGGGGUACACAGGCUGAGGGUGCUCGCUUAAGCAGUUCGGCAGAGAAUCAGUUCAGUUGGACUCCACAAACUAACCCGUGGGUUUUCAGUGAAUACAGCAUCAUGUGGUUCAAAUCCUAUAGAAUAACUUUUGCCUGCUUGAAUAGAAUGAAAAUUUACAGGUACCCUUGGACAAGACUGUACAGUACUUCUCAAACCACUGUAGACAGCAGUGAGAUAAAAACAUUCGUGGCCCUGGCUCAUAGGUGGUGGGAUGAACAAGGAGUAUAUGCACCUCUUCAUUCUAUGAAUGACCUGAGGGUGCCAUUUAUUAGAGACAAUCUUUUAAAAACAGUUGCUCAUCACCAGCCAGGAAAACCUCUGUCUGGGAUGAAGAUUCUUGAUGUUGGCUGUGGUGGUGGAUUGUUAACUGAACCUCUAGGGCGGCUUGGAGCUUCGGUUAUUGGAAUCGAUCCUGUGGAUGAGAACAUUAAGACAGCACAGCACCAUAAAUCAUUUGAUCCAGUGCUAGAAAAGAGGAUAGAGUACAGAGCAUGUUCCCUGGAAGAGAUUGUGGAAGAGACUGCAGAAACAUUUGAUGCUGUUGUAGCUUCUGAAGUUAUAGAACAUGUGAUUGAUCUAGAAACAUUUAUACAGUGCUGCUAUCAAGUGUUAAAACCUGGUGGUUCUUUAUUCGUUACUACAAUCAACAAAACACAGCUAUCUUAUGCCUUGGGAAUUGUCUUUUCAGAGCAAAUUGCAGGUAUUGUACCAAAAGGUACUCAUACAUGGGAGAAGUUCGUUUCACCCGAAAAGCUAGAGAGCAUUCUGGAAUCAAACGGUCUGUCAGUUCACACGGUGGCAGGAAUGCUCUACAACCCCUUCUCAGGUUACUGGCGUUGGAGUGAAAAUACAAGCCUGAACUAUGCAGCUCAUGCUGUGAAAUCCAUUGGACAGGAGCCCCCGGUGCCUGCUGGGUUUGUUUUCAGGGGGGAAACAGAGGAGCUCCAUGAUAAAGACUCCAUCAACCCGGGUGUGCAGGAAGAGCUGAAGAAAUGAAUGGCUUCGAAGGACUAUGUAUAAUACGGCUUGAAAGUCUCAUGUUUACAUAUGUGAAAAUACACACUUUGUCUUUUGUGAGUGGAUUGUGAAGAAAAGAAAGUCAACAAAAAGGGCUAAAACCUUGGAUAAAAGUUUUGGUUGUUUCAUCUAAUGGCCACUUUCAAAGGAUGAUUCUGUGGAUAAAAACUUUUGGCAAGGUAUUGUGUAAUCUAGGCAUUUAAAUUCCUCAGCCUUUGUUUUAUUAAUAGGGUAUAUAUACUUGACUUGACUUGACGGAUUAUAUAUAUUCAUCCAGCGUGUGUGCACAUACGUAUAUGCUGAAAUGGGUUUUCAUUUAGAGGAAUCUGCAUUAUCUAUGUUCUUUAUCGGGUUUUAGCUAAAGACAGGCUUCUGACAUACGAAAACCAAAUACAGUUUUAUUCCUCUUAUAUAUGGGAGAAUAAAAUGCAUUUUUUCCUUUAAAUUUUACUUUGUUGGAAAGCAAAUGGAUUGUUAAAUAUAUACUACAUUUGGAUUCAGACAUUAAAAUCAAGAAGUCCGGAUAAUGUCGGGCAUACUUCUAUACAGUUCCAUAAAUGUUUUAUUGUGACUUUU